Messenger RNA from Pocillopora damicornis (cauliflower coral), 547 nucleotides. RefSeq names its product solute carrier family 35 member E1. The record is from RefSeq and is a predicted model, not a curated record. NCBI's taxonomy places the organism in Eukaryota, Metazoa, Cnidaria, Anthozoa, Scleractinia, Pocilloporidae.
GCCGAUCGAAGACAUGGCCACGAGUUUUGGAGCAGAAGCAUUCCGAAUAGUUCUUCUGUGCUCGUUAUGGUACACGAUCAGCUCGACAAACAAUGUUAUCGGGAAGAAGAUACUGACAGAUUUUCCUUUUCCUGUUACCGUGGCCAUGGUUCAAGUCGUCUCAACGGCCCUAUAUUUGUCGCCAACUCUUCGUGUUUGGAGUGUUCCCCCUAUGAAAUCUUUGCCGAAAUCGAGUCUUCUGAAACUGAUCUUACCACUUUCCUUUGGAAAGGCUUUUGCUGCGAUAACGGCACAUGUCAGCAUAUGGAAAGUACCUGUCUCGUAUUCUCACACGGUUAAGGCAACAAUGCCAGUCUUCACAGUUAUUCUAUCAAGAGUAAUUUUAGGAGAAACGCAAUCAGGAGCGGUUUACUGUUCACUGAUUCCCAUUGUUGGUGGAGUCAUGAUUGCCACAGCCACGGAAUUAUCUUUUGACAUGGUUGGUCUUCUUAGUGCCCUGUUAGCAACCUUUACUUUUGCUGUACAGAAUAUUUUUACUAAAAAGGUA